Hypanus sabinus (Atlantic stingray) is the source of this 6561-nucleotide messenger RNA. RefSeq names its product scribble planar cell polarity protein (gene scrib). Gene Ontology annotation, cellular component: adherens junction; postsynaptic membrane; postsynaptic density. Bases 165 to 5459 code for a protein of 1764 amino acids. Lineage: Eukaryota; Metazoa; Chordata; Chondrichthyes; Myliobatiformes; Dasyatidae. The transcript is spliced from 42 exons. The record is from RefSeq and is a predicted model, not a curated record. Gene Ontology annotation, molecular function: protein binding. Gene Ontology annotation, biological process: neurotransmitter receptor transport, endosome to postsynaptic membrane; neurotransmitter receptor transport postsynaptic membrane to endosome.
GCGGUGAGAUCACGGGCCACGCAGCGCGUAAGACGGCAGCCGGGGCGGGAGCGGGAGCGCCGGGCAGGAGUCCGGGGACAGUCCGAGGCUGCGGAGCGGGCCCGGCCCAGGCCGAGGCUAUAGGAGUGUAGCGGGCCCGGCCCGGGACGCCGGCAGCAGUCGUCAUGCUGCGCUGCAUCCCUCUCUGGCGCUGCAACCGGCACAUCGAGGCGGUGGACCGGCGCCACUGCUCCCUCAGCGGCGUCCCCGAGGAGAUCUACCGCUACAGCCGCAGCCUGGAGGAGCUGCUGCUCGAUUCCAACCAACUGCGGGAGCUGCCCAAGCCCUUCUUCCGGCUGCUGAACCUGCGGAAACUGGGCCUGAGUGACAACGAGAUUCAACGGCUGCCGCCAGAAGUGGCCAAUUUCAUGCAGCUUGUGGAGCUUGACAUCUCUCGAAAUGAUAUCCCAGAAAUUCCGGAGAGUAUUAAAUUCUGCAAAUCUCUGGAAAUUGCUGAUUUUAGUGGGAACCCUCUUUCCAGGCUUCCUGACGGAUUCACACAGUUACGGAUCCUUGCACAUCUCUCCCUCAAUGACGUAUCUCUGCAGUUCCUGCCAAGCGACAUCGGCAACUUAUCGAACCUGGUUACACUGGAACUCCGGGAGAACCUUCUAAAGACACUGCCAACAUCUCUGUCUUUCCUGGUGAAGCUAGAAGAGUUGGACCUGGGCAGCAAUGAACUUGAAGUGCUGCCGGAUACUUUGGGAGCUCUGCCAAACCUUCGGGAACUGUGGCUGGACAGGAAUCAGCUUACUGCACUGCCUCCGGAAUUGGGAAAUCUCAAACGCCUGGUCUGCCUUGAUGUUUCGGAAAACAAGCUGGAGAAGCUACCUGAUGAGAUCAGUGGGCUGGUGGCCCUGACAGACUUGCUCCUCUCUCAGAACCCCCUGGAGUUGGUACCAGAUGGCAUUGGUCAGCUGAAGCAGUUAUCUAUUCUGAAGGUGGAUCAGAAUCGGCUAACCCAUCUGACAGAAGCUGUGGGCGACUGCACACACCUGACAGAGCUGAUUCUCACCGAAAACCUGCUCACUACACUUCCCAAGUCGCUUGGAAAGCUGAAGUUGUUGACAAAUCUGAACGUGGAUCGGAACAGACUGGUGGAUCUUCCGGCUGAGCUGGGAGGCUGUGCAAGUUUAAAUGUACUGAGUCUCCGAGACAACAGACUAACACAUCUCCCACCUGAACUGGCCAAGGCGUCUGAGAUCCAUGUUCUGGAUGUGGCUGGGAACAGGUUGGUGAAUCUCCCGUUUGCUCUGACGAACCUGAAUCUGAAGGCACUGUGGCUCGCAGAGAACCAGUCUCAGCCAAUGCUCAAAUUCCAGACGGAGGACGAUGAGAAGACAGGUGACAAGGUACUCACCUGUUACCUGCUACCUCAGCAACCCUCCCCAAGCCUGGAGAACCUUUUGAGUGACAGCCUGGAUGAGACGUGGCUGGAGCCGAACUUGAACCGUGUCAGUGUGAUCCAGUUCCAGGAAGAGCCUGCGCACGGCGAGGAGAAUGAUGAAGAAGCAGAGAGAUGUGGUGGCUUACACCGCAGGGCGACCCCACAUCCCAGUGAGCUGAAGGUGAUGAAACAGGCAAUAGAAGAACGCAGAGGAGAGGCACUCACCAUAAAAGCACAGGAGCCCCCUGAGUUUCCAGAAUCUCCAGAGCCCCCAGUACCGGGGUCUGAGGGAGAGCGGCUGAAUGCAGAGUCAGAUCAGAGCCCGGACUGCCGUCUGUCAAAUGGUGAGCUGUGCCCCAUCGCAGAUGAUCCAGAACUGGCCGUCACUUCUCUGCCAACAGGGCAGGCUUUAGAGGAGCAGACUAGUGACUCCGAGGACCACAAUGAGGAGAAAGGGGAGGAAGAUGAUGAAGACGGAUACUUUGAGCCCACAGUGCGAUUCACAGAUGACACAGUGAUGAGAGGUGAAGGAGAAGAAGGAGUGGGCGAGGGCGAUUCCUUCGUUGCCGAGAAGCAGCGGCUGAUUCGUAAGGACACACCGCACUACAAGAAGCAGUUCAAGAUCAACAAGCUGCCGAGGCCCGAGGCAGUGAUGGCCAUGCUGCAAGCUAUACCCAGCACCGAGGUGCCAGAGCAGGGAGGUCAGGAGCCCGAGUGCAGCCUGCCAGAGGUCAGAGCCGAAAGGAUCUCUCAGCCCCCUGUGAAGGGGGUCUCCUUUGAUCAAGUCAAUAACCUGCUGAUCGAGCCUGCUCGAAUUGAGGAGGAAGAGCUGACCCUGACCAUUCACCGGCUCACUGGAGGACUGGGUAUCAGCAUCGCUGGUGGCAAGGGGUCAACACCCUACAAGGGCGAGGAUGAGGGAAUCUUUAUUUCCCGAGUGUCAGAGGAGGGUCCGGCAGCUCAGGCUGGGGUCCGAGUUGGAGAUAAGCUGCUGGAGGUGAACGGCGUACGGCUGCAGGACGCGGAGCACCACCAGGCCGUGGAGGCGCUGCGGAGCGCGGGGGGCCUGGUGACCAUGGCGGUCUUGCGCGAGAGGAUGGUGGAGCCAGAGAAUGCUAUCACUGUCACGCCGCUGCGGCCCGAGGAUGACUACGCUCCCCGGGAGCGGCGGGGUGCACGCAGGUGGGCAGAGGAGAUGGCCGGGGGCCUCUGUGAGCGGUUCUCCACGUGCCUGGUCCGUGAUGAGCGUGGCCUGGGUUUCAGCAUUGCCGGUGGCAAGGGCUCCACUCCCUACAAAGCAGGAGACACGGCGAUCUUUAUCUCACGAUUGGCAGAAGGGGGCUGUGCUCACAGAGACGGGAUCCUGCGCGUUGGUGACCGGGUGAUCUCGAUCAAUGGGGUAGAGAUGGCAGAAGCCAGGCAUGACCACGCGGUAGCUCUCCUUACUGGCUUGGCACCCACCAUCAGCCUGGUUGUUGAGCGCGAGGUGACGGGGAGCGGGCAACCUGCCAACGGCUCCCCCAGCCCACAGAUCGCCCGACCUCAGUCACCCCCACCUGCGGAUACCUACACCUCGGGUGACAGCCCCCCACACAGCCACCGCAGUACUGAGGACCUCUACCCUGUGCAGGAGGUCACGCUGCUGAAGACAGGGGGCCCCCUGGGCCUCAGUAUCGUCGGGGGAAGUGACCAUGCCAGUCAUCCCUUUGGCAUCCAGGAACCCGGUGUCUUCAUCUCCAAGGUAGUCCCGGAUGGACUGGCUGCCCAGGUUGGGCUGCAAGUUGGAGACCGGAUCCUGGAGGUGAACGGUAUCGACCUGCGUCAUGCUACACACCAGGAGGCAGUGAUGGCCCUUCUCUCCCACCAGCAACAGAUCCGGCUCCUCGUUCGUAGGGACCCCCCGCCCCCGGGGAUGCAGGAGAUCCGGAUUGAGAAACUCCCAGGGGAGAAGCUGGGAAUCAGUGUGCGAGGGGGAGCAAAAGGACACCCUGGCAAUCCGUUCGAUCCCACUGAUGAGGGCAUCUUCAUUUCCAAGGUGAGCAUGAGUGGAGCAGCAGGCCGUGACGGGAGACUGCGGCCAGGGCUGCGCAUUCUGGAAGUGAACAACCAGAGCCUCCUGGGCACCACCCACAGCGAGGCCGUCCGCAUCCUAAGGGGCGUAGGCGACACCCUCACUGUCCUCGUGUGUGACGGCUUCGACCCCAGCACGGCCCCCACUCUCACUGAGUCAUCCCCUGGCGUCAUUGUGAACCCCUUUGCCUCUGGGAUGGGUCGAAAGAACAGUAUGGAGAGCAUCUCAUCCAUCGAUCGGGAUAUGAGCCCUGAAGAAGUGGAUAUUCUGCAGAAGGAGAUUGAAAUGGUUCGGGAGUCAUCACUCUGGGAACAAGAGGAGCUGGAGAAAGUGGAGAGAAUGCGGAGGGAACAAGAGGAGGCAACACGGAAGUUGGAGGAGGAAGAGACUCAAUGCACUGAACCAAUGAAAUUGGAUUAUAGGACCCUGGCGGCUUUACCCAACAGUGGCAUCCACCGGGUGCCUCGAACUAGCUCCAGCAGCAACUCAGUGUCUAGUAGCAGUGUCCCACCAGAGUUUGGCAGCUCACCCUCUGUCCCACCGCCGACAAAGCCAGGAGUCAUUCAUCCAGUGUCCCGGGUCAGAUCUGUCCUUGGUCCAGUUGAUGGGAGGAACAGUCCAAACCCAUUUCAGACCAUGGAGGAGCAGGCAGCACCAUGGGAUGCAGAGCAUGGUGUACACAGAAACUUCAGAGCCAAGCCCAGCCCUGAGGAGGGUGAGGACGGCGUGUUCACCGUGGCAGUGCACGGGGUGGAGGAGGGACAUUCGCCAAGGAGCUACCCAACACCCACCGGCAAUGCCUGGGCCCCGGGCAGCAUGAGGAGGCUGGAAACAGAGGUGCCAUCUCUGGUGGCAUUGAACAGCCCCGAACAGCAGUCAUUCCGGGAACGGCAGAAGUACUUUGAGAUGGAGGUGAGGCAGCCGUCUGCUGAGCGACCCAAACGUGUCUCGCUGGUGGCCGAAGAUGAUUUACGCAAGAUGAAGGAGGAGGAAGAGCGGAAGAUGAGGCAGAAAGGCGAUUGUGAGCGCAUGGCACUACCGGAGGAGGAUGAGGAGGAGGACGAUGAAGAGAAGAUGUCUGACCUGAGCGGUCAGGGAACGGUGGUGAUCGAGGGGGUGGAGUACAAGAUAGAGCGUCUUGAUGGGCGGUCCUGGCACUCCCCACCCUCUGGGGGCUCGCAUCCCAGUGGGGUAGGAGGGGACAGAGCUGUGUCCGCAGACAGCCCCAGCAGCGGAGACCAGCAGUCCAACUCAGUGAUGGGAUUGUCAUCGCAAUAUGCCGAACCCCACGCUCCGAUCCGGACGGCGAAGGCAGAGCGGCGCUACCAGGAAAGACUAAGGAUGCAGAGCCCAGACCUCCCAGUGGGACGGGACAAGGAGCUGUCUCCGGCAGAGAAACGGGCACUGGAGGCAGAGAAACGGGCCAUGUGGAGAGCAGCGAGGAUGAAGUCUCUGGAACAGGACGCCCUGAAAGCUCAGAUGGUCAUCGCUAAGUCAAAAGAGACUCGGAAACGCAGCCCCCUCGACCAUCUCUCCGAGUCACCCUCUCCAGUGGCAACACCCUCGCCUACUCCUCUGGAUGAUCACAGUCCUCGCAGUGUGACUUCUCCUGGGAGACUGUCUUGGUCAGACAAGAAGUUUGAUUACCGGCAGUUUGCAGCUAUCCCAUCCUCCAAACCGGUUUACGAAAUCCAGUCACCGGACCUCCUGGAUGAAGUGACUCCCAUCACUGACGCCGGAUCCUCAGGUGAUGGGAGGGUUCUGUGGGGAGGGCAGGGGCUCAGGUACACCAUUCGCACAGGGACCAUGGCAACAGGUACCUGCCUUGUUGAAGAUGGAGAGGACAGAGGAGAUCAGCCUGCUGCACCAAACCUGCUGGCGCUGGGCUCUGUCAACACAUACAGCCCGAGACGGUCGACAGCACCCCAUCCACUGACGGCGGAGACCACUGCCCCCACGUGAGCUGCAGCCCCAUGCCAGCUGUGGUCGUGGGGGGAUGGGGGGUCACCUCCCUCACUCCACGCCUUAGAGACUCUUCUUUCCUCUCUUAGCUGAAUCGGAUAUUAAUUUCUGGCAGAGACUAAUCCCGUAGGAUUUUUGUACGGUUUUUAAUGAGGGGUGGGUGGGCUGGGAGGGUAUUUAGAGGCCCAGAGGUUGCCUGGUAGUUUGGUCCCUCGGACCAUCCGGGGUCCCGGUCCCGGGACCCUGCAAGUGCUGGCACGUCCUGUGUCUGGGCAGUAGUGAGGGAGGAGAAAGCACAGAGGGUCCCAGCUCCUGUCUUGUGUUUUUGGGAAGGGGAGGGGGCAGGCCUGACCACACUUUCCCAAUGAGGUCACUGGUCAGUGGCCAGGCCCAUCUGGGAGUAACUGGCUGGACUCAGACUCCACCUCCAGUCCUGAAGGGGUCAUCUUCAACGCAGGUUGAUGGCUGCUGGCGUUCACAGACGUCCCAAGGGAUCACCGGAUUGAUUCAAGCCACCCCACCCAUUCAUGGUCAGGGAAUCCGGAUCAGAGGAUCAAAGGAACCAUUGUACCUGCCGACACGCUGUGUGAUGGGAACCCUGGUUAAUAGCCCCUUACCUGAGGGGCAGUUAGAGCCUGCCUCACCCCAAGGGAAGGGAAUCUAACUGUUCUAUGCCAGCCCCUCACUGGUUACCCUUUCCCUCAGCACUGGCAGGGUGCACAGGGACAAGUGGCUUAGUGCUGAUGCUUUAUGUAGAGAGCCAGACCCAGACUGGUGUAGGGUAGGUUUGUUUGCGCUGCUAACCGGGUGAUUUGUUAGAAGUUACCUGUGAAGGAGUUUUGCUCCCCUCAGCCACCAGCAUUCAAGGCUGUCUCAGAAUGCCCGAGUGCCAGCUGUUUUUCGAUUGCGACGAGGAGUUCUGGUGGAAUUUGUGAUCCCUGGGGCAGAAGGUAGUCCCAGUCACUACACUACAGGCAGCACCAUGCUGCUACUAAUGGAGGCUGCCAGCUCAUCUCAUACUGGGAUUAACAACUUUGUACAACCAAAGAACCAUGUUUUGUCCUCCAGGGUUCAUUAAAGGUUUCUUUCAUUUUACAAAUGG